This is a messenger RNA of Apis dorsata (giant honeybee), 3119 nucleotides long. RefSeq names its product FERM, ARHGEF and pleckstrin domain-containing protein 1-like. The record is from RefSeq and is a predicted model, not a curated record. Gene Ontology annotation, cellular component: cytoskeleton. NCBI's taxonomy places the organism in Eukaryota, Metazoa, Arthropoda, Insecta, Hymenoptera, Apidae. The coding region runs from base 681 to 2177 and encodes 498 amino acids. Gene Ontology annotation, molecular function: guanyl-nucleotide exchange factor activity; cytoskeletal protein binding. The transcript is spliced from 12 exons.
AAAUGGAAAAUUAAAAAAAUCGUUAUAUCUAUGAUACAAUAAAGUUGUUUUUGAGCGAUUCGAGUUCUCGAAUUUUCUCGUGGAUGUCGCUGUUUGUGUUCUUUUAGUGUGGCUCCGCCCUUGGCGUACAUCGCGCGCCGUAGAAGCAAUGCCAGUAGUUAGUUGUCUAUUGGACUUGAAUUGGUCAAGGUAUGUUUCGGAAAAUCGAGUUUUACUAUUUCGUGAUUCGCUACGUUCAGAUGUUACCAUUUACAUUAGUUUAUCAAUGAAUUAUUUUAUUAUUCGUUGCAUGCUGAGAACCUCUGAUAUUUCAUUUAAUUUAUGCCAAGGCGGAGACGUGUGCUCCAUAGAUGUGUAAUGUGGUUCAAUUUGGAGAUUUCCUUGUUCGCCGUUCAGGGAUACAUAGAGAUCAUUCGUGAAAUCUACUUUCGGGGUAGUAGUGGGGUAAACGACUUAUUAAUAAUCACGAGUAUUGCGAAAACGAUUUUACAGCGGGAGUGCCGGUGCAUGAGUGUUUAGUGAUCAAUGAACUCCGCGUUGCUGUAUAUUGGGGCGUGCUGUCACUGAUCUUAUUAAACCGGCAGAUAUGACAAUGUAAUAGUGAAUUAGGAAUCAAGUUUUCCAUAAGGAAAUAAUUUAUAAUAGAUGGUCAUUCUACAAUUCUCAGUAGAUGACUGAAAAUGAACGAUAUAGAAAGUAUAAGCAUGAAAGGCAGUGGAGGAUCUAAAAUGCCUCAUAGUCAUUCAACUCCAGCAGGUGUAGAUGGAGGUAGUAGAACUCCUCCUACGACACCUAGGAAAGCUGGUAAAAUGCUUGCUGUUCGUGUACAGAUGUUAGAUGAUACAAUUACAAUGUUUCAAGUUCAGGCAAAAGCUUUAGGAAGAGUAUUAUUCGAUCAAGUUUGUAAGCAGUUACAUCUUUUGGAAGCUGAUUAUUUUGGUUUGGAAUAUCAAGAACUUAAUGGAACAAAAUAUUGGUUAGAUUUAGAGAAACCAGUUUGUAGACAAGUUGGAUUAUCUUUGAUAGAUCCGUUAUUAAGAUUUUGCGUUAAAUUUUAUACACCUGAUCCAGCGCAAUUAGAAGAAGAAUUUACAAGAUAUUUAUUUUGUCUUCAAAUUAAAAGGGAUUUAGCUCAAGCUUUGUUACAAUGCAACGAUAAUACAGCAGCUUUAAUGGCGAGUUAUAUCGUCCAGGCUGAAUGCGGCGAUUAUGUGAUAGAGGAUUAUCCAGAUCAUACAUAUUUAUCAACUUACAAAUUUGUGCCUCAUCAAGAUCAAGAACUAGAACGUCGUAUUAUGGAAAAUCAUAAAAAACACGCAGGUCAAUCACCAGCAGAAGCGGAUCUUAAUCUGCUAGAAACAGCACGUCGUUGUGAAUUGUACGGAAUGAAAAUGCAUCCGGCUAAAGAUCACGAGGGUGCAUCGCUCAAUUUGGCAGUGGCACAUAUGGGAAUAGUAGUUUUUCAAAAUUUCACUAAGAUAAAUACAUUCAGUUGGGCUAAGAUCAGAAAAAUCAGUUUUAAAAGAAAACGAUUUUUAAUUAAACUUCAUUCAGAGGGUUACGGUUAUUACAAAGAUACCGUGGAAUUUUUUUUCGAAGGGCGCAACGAGUGUAAAAAUUUUUGGAAAAAAUGUGUAGAAAAUCAUGGAUUUUUCCGUUGUUCAGUGGUGAAACGAGUGGUACGACAAAAAACGCGUGUUCUCAGCCGUGGCUCAUCAUUCAGGUAUAGCGGAAAAACUCAGAAACAAAUAGUGGAAUUUGUACGGGAUAAUUACGUGAAGAGGCAAACGUUUCAAAGGUCCAAUUCGUUCCGGCAGACUAGCGGUGGUAGGGCAUUGCAGGGCUUGGAGGGGGGAGGCUAUCGUGGGGCCACUCCAAGCAGCUCCCUUAUGGGCAGCUCCAGCAUCUCUGCCCACCCCCUCCUGCCCCUCGGCGAUUUCAGCCCUGGAAACCCCAGCUCUGUCUCUAUCAUGCGGCUCGAUGACACUGGAUUCUCCGACGACUGUGACGAGUGUCUCGAUGGGAGGGACGAUUCACCGUCGCGAAGACACAGCUACAUCGUUUCGGACGCUUACCUCCAUCGACGUCCAUUCCCCGGCCACGCCCAGCCAGGUCCCAGCACAGCGGCAGAUGCUUGUUGCCAGCAGCCAGCAGCGGAUUUCAUCAGCAGGUGGUGAAUACAAUCGUUGGAACUACGCGAACGGCUAUGUGAACUCGCCUGCUUGGCACGUGCCACUUCGCGUGGCGCAGAUUCGUAACGUAAUGGUUCACGCAACGCCACGCACUCUCACCAAUCGAUUCAUACCGGCAUACCCACGUUGAGACGGGACAAAGAAAGAAGUACCACGCUACAUCUCUGAGAGAAUCGGACCCCUUCUUCUUAACAUGCUAUGUGAACGGAAAGAGAGAGAGAAACGGAGCGAACGUGGAGAAAAAAGAAAAGGGACGAAAGGGAGAGAAGACGUCUUCCUCGCUCUUCCAUCCACGAUGCUUCGUUCGCAUUCACGAGGCCCCGUCACGUUCACAUGUUUGCCAUUCUCUCGUGUUGCUACGUGAUCGUACGUGUAGCCUACGAUCCUGCGGAGGAAAGAGAGAAGACGAAUAGAUGGAUCGAUAGACUUUUGCCAACGACCAUCUUUCUUUAACCGUUCUCAUCCGGUACGAGUAGUUCGAGUUCCGUUAAUCGUUGUUCUCGCGGUUACAAGCGCGUGCCGUCGUCUCGGCCCCAUUUUGUUCUCUCUCUUACUUCUCCCCCUCCUUUUUUUAGACAUACAGAUUUCGCACACCUUCCAUUACUCGUUACUUGUUCGUUCACUACCCGCAAACGCCAUUUGCACUGCAUCUUUAGAAGGUAGAGGAAUAGUCGGAUCGAUUUCUUCCAAAAUAUCGUAUCCGAGCACUAUUUAGAAAUUUCUUCGUUUUUUCUCCAUUCCUCCCAAACUUUUCCCAUUGCAAUUUUUCAUGUACGAUAUUGCUUGGAACUUGUCGCUUCCUCUCUUUUCUUUCUUCCCUUAACAUUUUAAGUCUGAUUUGUAUAGUUGCCAUCUUCGUUGCGUUUCUCAUACUGGUCGAUUCCCAGCUCUUGAACUCCUCGUAAAGUAAAUCGCAUCCUUUGACGU